GGACCCCGUGCUGAGGACUUUACUGCACAAUUAAGCAGAAGGUACACGAUUUAAACAAUUUAAAUGUUUUUAUUUACUCCGGCGUGGAUUGAAUGACAAGACAUGGGGCGUCUCCUGAUCCACCACCUGUAUUUCCUGCUGAUCAGCUUGCUGGCAUGUCAUUGUCCUACAGUCAGCGGGCUGUUUGAGUGGCUGAGGCAGACAGAGGCACCUCCAGCAGCAGCACCUCCUCCACCAUCAGUAGUCCCAGCACUUCUUGCAAAGGAUGCUCAGUUUGAGAUGGCUACUGCUGAUGAGAAGUUUUUGGCUGAGGCAAAGCAAAUGGACAUCAGCCAGCUAGACGGCUGUCAUUAUGGGGUGGUUGCCCGGCUGAAGGCGAGCUGUGAAAGCCUCUCAGAGGAGCAGCUAGCGAAGCUUGGAGUUGCACUGUUUAACUGCCAGGCAGAGAGUGAGGGGCGCCAGACCUACCCAUGUACAAUGGAAAUGACUAUAAAAGAGUGUACAGCUGACAUGGAUUCAGACACAUGGAAUGCUUACCACAUAGUGAGCAACAGAGCGCGCUCUGUUUGCUACUCUACUCGCCAACAGCUCUUCCGGCGCAGAGCAGAGCACACUGUCAAUGCUCUCAUCUCCACAGCCACAAGCCAACUAGAUGCCAUGAAGGACCUUAAGGAGGGCCAGCUAGAGCUGAAGGAACUGACUGCAGCCUCCUUGGACAAGCUGUUUGAAGGUCACAGUGCACUGCAGGCCCAACAGGGGAAACUUUACGAGGGCCAGGAGCAAUUAGAGGGUUCACUGAGAGACAACCUGGAGCGUCUGAGCCAGGAGAAGGCCCUCAUCGCCUCUGGACAGGAACUGGUAGCCCAGCUCAUUCAGGGAAUUACAAAGAGAAUGGAGAAUGUCAGCGAGCAUCUUCAGAUCCAAGGCUCAGAGGUGCAGGACAGCCACAAUCUGAUUGUUAAAGACCUUGCAGACGUCAGACACCAAGCUCAGGACAUCUACCAAAAAAUUGACCACAGUAUGUCGGAGUUUCUGCAGUACCAGGACCAGACCUCACAGUACUACACUGACCUGAUGAACAAACUGGAGCGCAUGAAUAGCACACUGGGAUUCAUGCUGCACUACCUCGAUAACAUGCAGAGCCGGAUUGAGGAAAGGCUCCACAUGAUCCAGGGCUACCUUGGCUGGGCAGGUUUGAGCCUGACAGCCAUGUGGACGUGUGUUGCACAUACAGGCUACUUCGUACUAUGUGCAGUCCUGCUAACGUUCCUGCGUUGCCCAGGUUUCUCUAGAGCCAUGCUGCUGCUCACUGUGCCUCUUAAUGCAGUGGCUGAAGUCAACCAGCAGCCGGCACUGGAUCUCUCUGGCCUCACCCUGCUGCUGCUCGCUGUCUCUCUGGGUCACUGGCUUGUGAAUCAGUUGUGGGCGUGCUUCCGGACCAGAGGAAAGCCUGCUGCCCCGCUGCCGAUGGCCCCAUGUGACAUUGUGGAGCCACAGAAACAGACAUUUUCAUCCUGCCACUCAUACCCACCGUCCUCUACACCGCAGAAAAAUGAAAUCGACGGCCUGAUUGAGCAAGACGACCUGUUGAAUCAGGACAGCUUCAUAUCAGGUGACUUUGGCAUAUCAGCAGUCUCUCCCCCUCACAGGAAUCCAAUGCCAGAGUCCAGGUUUAUGCCGAGUAUUGGCACACCCAAUCACUCCACUCCCAGGCUUGUAUCACAGCUAGCGGCUCUGGUUGAUAUCCCCCCAAGGAACCUGGGAGGUGCUUUUGAUGUUGUGAACGACUCACGUGAUUUAGUGAAUGACUCACGAAGUGCGAGUCCUACCCCAUCUCUAAUCAGCAACAGCUCUCUAUCGGGCCGUCAGCUGUGCAAUGGCAUCACAAAAACGGGGAAAGCCUGUAAGAAGAGAGCCGUGCCAGGACAGGAGUACUGCAGAGUCCAUGAAGGGGGACACUCCUCCUAUGUUCACUCCUAAAAUGCUUGACUUCCCCUCUUAAUAUUUUCUUUGAUAAGGCCUUCUCUGCAAAAAAAACUUAUUGUGUGUCAUUGUAAGUUCUGCCUGCUUUGCUUAAAGAUUUAGUUAGCUAAAUAAGCACUACACUUGCAAAGUUUUU
Micropterus salmoides (largemouth bass) is the source of this 2119-nucleotide messenger RNA. It is a transcript of the gene bmb, whose product is annotated as brambleberry. NCBI's taxonomy places the organism in Eukaryota, Metazoa, Chordata, Actinopteri, Centrarchiformes, Centrarchidae. The transcript has 13 exons. The record is from RefSeq and is a predicted model, not a curated record. The coding region runs from base 103 to 1980 and encodes 625 amino acids.